Molecule: messenger RNA, 859 nt
Organism: Neltuma alba
Lineage: Eukaryota; Viridiplantae; Streptophyta; Magnoliopsida; Fabales; Fabaceae
Exons: 5
Coding region: 67-519 (150 amino acids)
Source: RefSeq, a predicted model, not a curated record
CGUAAAGACAGACAACCAACGCAGCAUCAUUUGGUUUGUUCUUUCUGAAAUUCAGCCAUCUUGGAAAUGGCGACGCUGCCUUCUCCUCCUCCCUCGGCCUCCAAUUCCGCUAACUCCGCCGCUCACUCCCCUUCUCUCUCCACCGCCCCUUCUACCAACCAGGCCGAAAUUGCUGAGAGCAACGGGGUUUUCCAUGGCGACGAAAAGCCCGAUUUAGCUGAUGGUCUCAAUGAUCUGGAUAGCACACACUACAUUGAAAGGUUUAAAAAAUAUGAGGCUGAUUACACCCGUCGCCUGAUAGCCAAGUAUUUCUCUGGAAAAACCCCAAAUGGAGGCAGCAUAUUUGAUGAGCAAGUUACAAUAGAUGAUGAAGUUAUAAAGCCAAGCAGGUUGCCUUGUUUCCAUUCAUAUGCGAACCCCAUUGUAGGUUUUGAAGAGCAAUGCAGCAAUGGAUCAACUCCUGCAGUAGAAACGCCUCCUAAUAUAUCAAAUGGGAAACACAUUAUGAAGAACAGUUGAUCGCGCAUUUGCAUGUAUAAACACCCGAGAGUAUGGCUUCAUUAAAAUCCCAGAGCCGAUGACAGAAUGGUUAUCAGGGAUUUGAUGAGACUGACUGACAUGGUGCUAUCUUGUGUAGAGGGUUCCUGAUUCAUACAAUUCAAUAUACUGAUAACAGAGCAGCGGAACUGCAUUGAAAUUAUGAUAUGAUGGGUUUGUUAUGCUGUGUUAAUCCAUUUGCAAGUCAUAUGUAGUCUAUUUUAGUGUAUGAAGACCUGUAGAAUUGCGGAUCUCAAUGCAUAUGGGCACAAAUGAAAUAUUUUGAUUGAAAGAUUAGAACAACCAAUCUCGGGGAAUUGAA